Macroventuria anomochaeta is the source of this 1451-nucleotide messenger RNA. Its product is annotated as Thioesterase/thiol ester dehydrase-isomerase. Gene Ontology annotation, molecular function: fatty acyl-CoA hydrolase activity. The record is from RefSeq and is a predicted model, not a curated record. The transcript has a single exon. Gene Ontology annotation, biological process: fatty acid catabolic process; acyl-CoA metabolic process. The coding region runs from base 63 to 1043 and encodes 326 amino acids. NCBI's taxonomy places the organism in Eukaryota, Fungi, Ascomycota, Dothideomycetes, Pleosporales, Didymellaceae. Gene Ontology annotation, cellular component: peroxisomal matrix.
UCUUACGCUCGCAACUCCCAUUCUGUACAGAUCUUUGUACAAGUUUGUUCUAGUUCAUCGUGAUGGCAGACACUCCUCCAAAGUCAUUCAUAGAACAACUUGCCUUCAAACAGCUAGGAGAGAACACAUGGACUACACUACACCCACCCCAACGUAUGGGCAAUGCACUACCGAUUGCAUAUGGUGGCUAUGCACUCGCCGUGGCAUGUAAAGCUGCUUGCCUUUCUGUCCCAGAAGGGUAUCACGUUUACUCGUUUAUGGGCAACUAUCUUGGACCAGCCAUCACCGACCGCCCACUCCGCGCAACUACGAAAACAAUCCGACAAACGCGCACUUUCGCAACACGGCAAGUAGAAGUCAGUCAAAAGCAGGAUGACGGGAAGUUAAGAAUGUGUUUGUUCGCGUCUGCAGACUUCCAAGUCAGGGAGAAGGGCAGCAUGUUCGAAUACUCCCGCCCACCGAGCAAGACGUACAGCAACCAUAUGAGCGUACCUUCCACUCUCGAAGUCGCGUCCGACCUCUUCGCUAAUGGGAAGAUCGAUAAAGGCACCCAUGACGCUUUCGUCAAAGCCUUCUCCGUUUCGGCCUCGCUCUUCGAUGUGCACCCCUGCCCGGAAGGCAUAUUCGCCCAAAACCUCUCCGGCAUCGCAAAAACGCUUCCCCACAAACAAGACCACCUCCCUUUGACCUCGCGCACAACCGCAGACUGGUUCCGCUGCUCCACCGCACUCUCCAACCCAAUCGACCACCUCGCAGCCCUCACAUUCUACAGCGACGGCGCACUCAGCUUCUGCCCGCUGAGUUUCAGCCACUUGUAUCUCGACGACAGCGCCGCAUGUUCAAGUCUAGACUUCGCAUUGAGGUUCUUCAGGGAGGUCGAUGUGAAUCAGUGGCAAUUGAGGGAGAUUAGUACGAAUGCGGGGAGUGAGGGGAGGACAUUUAGUGAGUGCUGGAUUUGGGAUGAGGAGGGAAGGGCGGUGGCGAGUAUGAGCCAGCAGAGUAUUAUGAGGGUGUUGCCGAAGAAGGAAAAGGGGAAGCUGUGAGGCGAUGAGGUUUGGGCGAGUGCGGCUGGCGGAGGCUGUUGUCUUCCAGAAAGGAGCAGUUUGGAAAUCUGUACAAGAACUUAUCAGAUCAUAGAAGGUGUCCUCUGAGGUCGAUUGGGCGAGGUAAAUAGUCAUCCAUUUUUGUAGCCAUAUAGUCUUUAGAUUCUCAUCUGACACCAGCGGAUACUUGGUCCAGUGGCAAGACGUUCGCGAUAUGUAGCGGGAAUGGUAUAUAAAGAGAUGGAGACUGUUGUUCGAAACCCCUGGCGGUGCCGUCGAGUCGACCCCUUGAUCCAUUACCUCGCGCAAGAGACCUGUGUUGAUUCACAGAAUGUCCAGUUUUUUCUGUUCCCCUGUCGCCCUUUCCUGGUUGCUCUUACUUUGCUAGCUGUUUGAUGGGCAUAUUGG